UUAAAAGAAACAAAAUCCUCAAAAUAACACAAAUCCUUCUUCUCAAAUUAUAACUGAAGAUACAUUAGCUUCAGUCUAUCACGCAGGACGUCCAUCAAUAUUUUAUUUGGACGAUGACAUCACUUGCUCAAGGUGCCGGGACUAGCUUAAUUUAGCCUAGCUUGUUCGCCACCAACAAGCAGACGCGUUUCGUUGCGAGGCAGAGAUCAAGCGUCAACGGAAUUUUUUUCGGAUUGAUGGUGUGAAAAUGUGUGCCAAAAGGAUAUCAGAAAUGGAGAAUGAGCUUUGUGGAACAAAAGAGGACAACGACGCUGUUUUCAGGAAGUCUCGAGUUCACUCACGCAGAGCAGAUAUCAGUGAAGAUGUUCAUCCUGAGAGUCAGGCGCCAGAGCCCCUGGACAUUAAAGAGGAAGAUGAGUAUGAAGCAGUCCACCAUUUUAAAGAGGAAGAGGUGCAGCAGUCCCCUUACAUUAAAAAAGAGGAGGAGUCAGAGUGCCCUUGCAUGAAGGAGGAGGGAGAAGAACCCCUCUUCAUAAAAGAGGAGAAGGAGGAAGAGUAUAUCUGGAAGUUGCCAUCAACUGGUGUUCCUUUGAAGUGUGACGAUGAUGGUGAAAGUGAAGCGAGUCGAGGUGCAGAGCUUCCAAGCAGUAGCUCACCUCAACACAUGACAACAGAAGCAGAUGGCCUCUUAGCUCCACUAUCAGAUAGCGAUGACACUUUGUCACACACUCCUCAUACUGGUGUUGAUGAUGAAGAUGAUGAUAAUAAUGACGAGUUUGAAGCUGAUGUGACAUGUUACACGAAAAAGAAGCGCUGGAAAUGUUCUCAGUGUCGGAAAACCUACGCUUAUAAGAGCCGUUUGAAACAACACACAAGAACCCACACUGGUGAGAAACCAUUUGUCUGCUCACAUUGUGGCCGAAGAUUCUCUCAUAAGGUACACUUAAAAACACACACAAGAACCCACACCGGCGAGAAACCUUUUGCAUGUUCGCUUUGUGGCAGAAUAUUCUCUCAGAAAGGAAGCUUGAAAAGUCACAUCAGAACCCACACUGGUGAGAAACCUUUUGCAUGUUCAGUUUGUGCUCAAAGAUUCUCUCAUAAGACGAGCUUCGAAAUACACACAAGAACCCACACUGGGGAGAAACCUUUUGCAUGUUCUGAUUGUGGCAAGAGCUUUUCUGAAAAGUCCAUUUUAAAAACUCACAAAAGGACCCACACCGGUGAGAAACCUUUUGCCUGCUCAGUGUGUGGGCAACGAUUCUCUCAUAAUAUCAACUUAAAAACACACACAAGAACCCACACCGGUGAGAAACCUUUUUCCUGUUCAGUUUGUGACCAGAGAUUCUCUCGGAGGACAUACUUAAAAACACACACAAAAACACACACUGGUGAGAAACCUUUUUCCUGUUCAGAUUGUGGCCAAAGAUUCUCUCUGAAGCAUCACUUAAAAAUACAUUCCAGAACCCACACUGGUGAGAAGCCCUUUGAAUGCUUAGUUUGUGGCCAAAGAUUCUCUCAGAACGGACACUUAAGAAGUCACACGAGAACCCACAGUGGUGAGAGACCGUUUGAAUGCCAAAUUUGUAGCCAAAAAUUCUCUCAUAAGGGAGGCUUGAAAAGGCACACAAGAACCCACACAGGUGAGAAACCAUUUGGAUGCUCAGUUUGUGACCAUCGAUUUUCUCAGAAGGAUAAGAUCAAGAGACACAAGUGUAUUGGUUUGGGAGCGCAGGGUGCUGAUCCAUGAACUUAAAUUCUGGACUGCUGGCUCAGCUCAUCUCCAUAUUUGAAGAGACAGUAAGUGAGGUUUUAACAACAAAGAUGACCUACUUUGCAAAAGAAAUCAUGUGGACGUCGCAUACACGAACACAAACUAUAUCAUGAAAACAUGCACACAGCUGAGCGCGAUCAAUUGGUUGGGUACUCCUGACCACAUGUUUUUGCAAUAGU
Molecule: messenger RNA, 1953 nt
Organism: Hippocampus comes (tiger tail seahorse)
Lineage: Eukaryota; Metazoa; Chordata; Actinopteri; Syngnathiformes; Syngnathidae
Product: gastrula zinc finger protein XlCGF52.1-like
Exons: 2
Coding region: 248-1750 (500 amino acids)
Biological process (GO): regulation of transcription by RNA polymerase II
Cellular component (GO): nucleus
Molecular function (GO): DNA-binding transcription factor activity, RNA polymerase II-specific; RNA polymerase II cis-regulatory region sequence-specific DNA binding
Source: RefSeq, a predicted model, not a curated record